Messenger RNA from Meloidogyne enterolobii, 477 nucleotides. Lineage: Eukaryota; Metazoa; Nematoda; Chromadorea; Rhabditida; Meloidogynidae. The record is from the annotation of a GenBank genome assembly.
AUGCAGCAACAUCAACAUAUCGAUGGAGUUAGCGAUAUUGAUGGCACAGAGGAUAAUCUGUCUGAUUUUAGAUGUUGGUGUUGCUGCUUUGGUGUGCACAUUAAGGUGGCAACUGCAUUAGUUGCUGGGAUUUCCUCAAUACUUAUUUUGACAAACUUUAUCGCCAAACUAUGCGGCUACUCCGAGAUUGGCUGGAAUUUUGAGCUGCUCUUUAUGAUAGUUGACGGUGCAGCUUUAACGGCAUUAAUUUACGGGCUAUAUACUGAUAAUGCUGCAUUCCUACAACCAUUUGUUGCUCUUAGUAUAAUCACUUCUUCAUUGCUGGUACUUCUAGCUGCUUAUUUGGGGACUGCAGUAAUCGACUCUAACUCUUAUGCAGCUCAACGGUUAGAGUUAGAAUUGAACAAACGACUUUCUGAUGCUGCUAGACGACUUAAUUUGGAGUUCAAACUUAGUGAGAACAAAAUUUUAAAUUAA